GAGAGCUGAGGGCGGGAGGCGCCACGGCCUCGCAGACGCAGGCGCCAGCAGCCGGAGAGAAAGUUCCCGGGGAGAGCUCAUCCCCGGAGGGCCGACGUCGAGGCUGCUCCUGGCGAGGGUCGUAGGUCCCACGCGUCCCGCCUGCCUUCCCCCUGAGCGCCCUGGGCCGCCUGGGCUCGGCGUGCUGGGAAGCCGGGAGCGCUGCUGGCCAGCGGCCGCCGCCAAACUUGGUGGGGGAGGAUGCUGCGAGUGGGAGCUGCGGAGCGGGGCGCGGGGGCGCCCUGAGUGCUCCCCCGGGCGCCCGCGGCCACUGCUACCAGGGCUGCGGCCGGGCGAGGGCGCCGAGGCUGAGCGGACAGGUAGCGGUACCAGUGCCGGGACUGCGCCAGCCCUGUGAGCCAGGGCCGCCAGCGCCACCGUGCCGGCGUCGCCUCCUCGCCACGGAGCCAUGGUGCGCGGAGCGCGCACGCCGAGCGCGGGACUCUGAGCUCCGGCCGCGCCGCGCGGCCCCACCUCCACCCUCCCCUCCCGGCUUCCCCGCCGACCUCGCCCGCGGGCCAUGAAGCUGUGGCCCGGAGGCCCUCGCCUCUGAGGCUCGCGCAGCCCGCUCUAGUCCACGCCGCUCAGCCACAGAUAGCACCUUGGCCGCUGGAGCUCCCCAUCGUCUCCCAGAGACAGCACCCAGGCGCUCCGGGAUGGCGCUUCGCGGGCCCCUCGGGCCGCGCAAAGUUCGCAGGAGGCGAGAGAUGCUGUCACAGCAAGUUGGCUUCGUGUGCGCGGUGCUGGCUCUGGUCUGCUGUGCAUCUCGUUUCUUUGGCAGCUGGGGGCACAAAACGGCUUCUGCUAGCAAACAUAUUCUGCAAGACACAUGGAGAAAUAGAAGGCUGAUGGCACCAGUGAAUGGGACUCAAACCGCUAAGAAUUGCACAGACCCGGCGAUUCACGAGUUCCCCACUGACCUGUUCUCCAAUGAGGAGCGACAGCACGGAGCCGUCCUGCUGCACGUCCUCGGUGCUCUGUACAUGUUCUAUGCCUUGGCCAUCGUGUGCGAUGACUUCUUUGUUCCGUCUCUAGAGAAGAUUUGCGAGAAACUCCAUCUGAGCGAAGACGUGGCUGGAGCCACCUUCAUGGCUGCCGGAAGCUCGACACCAGAACUCUUUGCCUCUGUUAUUGGCGUGUUCAUCACCCACGGAGACGUCGGGGUGGGGACCAUCGUGGGCUCUGCUGUGUUCAACAUCCUGUGUAUAAUUGGAGUUUGUGGAUUAUUUGCGGGACAGGUGGUGCAUCUGACGUGGUGGGCCGUGUGCCGCGACUCUGUGUACUACACCCUCUCUGUCAUCGUGCUCAUUGCUUUCAUAUAUGAUGAGGAGAUUGUAUGGUGGGAAGGCCUGGUGCUCAUCAUCUUGUACGUGUUUUACAUUCUGAUCAUGAAGUACAAUGUGAAGAUGCAGGCCUUUUUCACAGUCAGACAAAAGACCAUUGCGAAUGGCAACACGGUGAACAGUGAGCUGGAGGAUGGUAAUGACUGCUGUGAUAAUAGCUCUGAUGACCCCUCCGUGCCGUUGCUGGGGCAAGUGAAGGAGGAGCCGCAGUACAGCAAAAACCCAGUGGUGAUGGUGGACGAGGUCAUGAGCUCCAGCCCUCCCAAGUUCAACUUCCCGGAGGCGGGCUUGCGUAUAAUGAUCACCAACAAGUUUGGGCCCAGGACUCGACUGCGGAUGGCCAGCAGGAUCAUAAUUAACGAGAGGCAGAGGCUGAUCAACUCGGCCAACGGUGUGAGCAGCAAGCCGCUUCAAAAUGGGAGACACGAGAGCAUGGAGAACGGGAACGUUCCCGUGGAGAACCCCGAAGAGCCGCAGCGGGAGCAGGAGCAGCAGCCGCCCCCGCCCCCGGAGCCAGAGCCGGUGGAGGCCGCCUUCCUGUCCCCCUUCUCCGUGCCCGAGGCCAGAGGGGACAAAGCCAAAUGGGUGUUCACCUGGCCACUCAUCUUCCUCCUGUGCAUCACCAUCCCCAACUGCAGCAAGCCCCGCUGGGAGAAGUUCUUCAUGCUGACCUUCGUCAUUGCCACGCUGUGGAUCGCUGUUUUCUCCUACCUGAUGGUGUGGCUGGUGACUAUUAUUGGAUACACCCUCGGGAUCCCUGAUGUUAUCAUGGGCAUUACUUUCCUUGCAGCAGGCACGAGCGUUCCAGACUGCAUGGCCAGCUUAAUCGUGGCGAGACAAGGCCUUGGUGACAUGGCGGUCUCUAACACCAUAGGAAGCAACGUGUUUGACAUCCUUGUGGGACUCGGCAUACCGUGGGGGCUACAAACCAUGGUUAUUAGUUACGGAUCCACAGUAAAGAUCAACAGUCGGGGUCUGGUCUACUCCGUGGUGUUGCUGCUGGGCUCCGUUGCUCUCACUGUCCUCGGCAUCCAUCUGAACAAGUGGAGGCUGGACCGGAAGCUAGGGGUCUACGUGCUGGUCCUCUACGCCGUCUUCCUGUGCUUCUCCAUCAUGAUAGAGUUUAACGUCUUCACCUUCGUCAACUUGCCAAUGUGCCGAGAAGACGAUUAAAGCGGAGCCGCUGCCCCCUUCCUGGAAGCUGCUCUGGGCUGGCGUCCUCCUUUCCCUCCCCACCCCCCCGACACGAGUCUCUCCUGCAUCAGCAGCCACCGUCUGUUCUUUCAUCCACAGGAAGGAAGAGCCCUUAUGGUCUUUGUCUGGCCACGGGCCAGGCUGCUGGGCAUCCUCCUCCUCCUCCUCGGAGUUCUGGCCCCCCAACAGGCAAGAUUCGGGGGCCACUGUUGGAGCAGCUUCGCAGACCUCUGAGCUGCCAGCCAUAGCGCUGUGGCAUGUGUCUCCUCUCUUGGACACUUGGGUCAGAAGGACUUCUGUGCGCGGGUUGCCUCUCUGUUGCACGGCAGCCUUGGAAAUGAGGUGGUCGGUGAACACAAGGUCUCCUGGGGUGAGUGCAAACUAGAAAUGUCCUCAGGGGCCCCCUCUGGGCCGGAGGGGGCUCUACUGAGAGCCUCUGAAUCCUGCCGGAAGCAUCUCAGCUCGGAGGGCGCAAGGCUCGAUCGACCUGUUGGGAAUUGGAGGCGAUGAUAGCAAAUGCUCCACCCCUUUUUCUAGAAAAUUUGGAAGACUGGAAACAGUUGUUCACAGCAAAAGAGAGACAGUGAGUGACUCUCUUACCAUGUGUAUGGAGGCAAUCAGAGAAUGAGCAAUGAAACAUUCAACAUCAAAUGUCAGCUCUAGAUCAUCAUACUUGAAAACAUAUCAUUCCAUGCAGAGGACCUGGAUGGGAACAAAAACGGGAACGCUUAAUGGAAAAUGGGUCCUGUGUGUGUCACGUUGCGUUGACACUAAGAUGACUGGUUUGGAACAUAAGAGGGAAAGACUAACAUCUCAACAGGUGCUAACUCAGAGACACGCUGGAGACUGUCGUUUACAGCCAUUCAUUCCAGACCUCCUGUGGGAUGUGACGCGCUGUCUGUUUGGGUUUGUCAUUUCUUUGCUCAUGCUCUGCUCUCCAAACCGCCCUGUUCAAAGACCCAAUUGUUUAUAUGCCCAACAAAUUUCAGAGCCCGCUGAACUGGAAUGAGUGUGCCAGAAGUCAUAGUUAGUGACAAGAAGAGAGAGGUCCUGAAAAACCACCGGUUGCUCUCUGGUUAGCUGGAGGCAAGGAUGAAAACCGUAACUUGGAAUUUUUUAGAAGUUUCUUGAACCUUCUAGUCUGCUACGCAUGAAAGGCCAAAGAUGGGAGGCGGAUUCAAAACUAGAUAGAAAAAUAUUUGACAAUUGUCGCCUGCUUCAGAGCUCUCCAAUAUAGAUUAAAAAGAUUUAUGAACACAAACCAUCCGUGGUUUCUGAACAGAAAGCACAAUGAAUUUUAUACAGAGGCGGGGUUUUUUUAUUUUUUUAAUGUUUCUAUUGCAGAGGUCUUAUCAGAUUUGAUGCACUUUUAAUAUUGGGAUAUUUUGCACAGAAGACCAUAUGGGAAUGCCCCGUGACUGUGUAAAAAAAAAAAAAAACGGAGGCUUUUAUCGAGUCACUGAUAAUCGGCCAUGGGUGAUGAGUAUGAAUCCAACAGCUGAUUCUUUCCUGAGACGCAGGUUGUGACCCGCAGUGGAAUUUGUGGCUGGGCUCUUCAGGGCCUCCUGCAUUUCAGAAGGAGAACGUGUUUGAGCUUGUGUCCCUUAAAUUCCUUUAGCGUGAGCCUGAGAUGUGACAGCGCCAUCAGCAAGCUUCUAUUCUGGAUCCUCAUCAGUCAGUGUUAGUAGCUACACCAAGUUAAGGCUUCUCCCUUUGUUUCUCGGUCUAGAUACUUCAUGGUCUGCAAGUUGAGGACAAGGGCAAUUUUCCUAAGAAAUUAGCUAAGGGAGAGGCCAGGGAGCCUGUAAGUUCAUCACUGUAAACUUUCACAUGCAGGUAGCAGCUCCUUCAGGACCACUCUGUCUGCCUAGAACAGUAGCUGGUCUUCUCUGUCUUACAGACUCAUCCAGUUUUCAGAAUUCAUCUGUCCCUGUUGUGAUGCUCAAAACUGCCCUGUGAUGUAAGGAGGGAUUAUUUUCCUCGUUUAACAGGGAAUAUAGUCUUGAAAAAGGCAGGUGACCCUGGAUCAAUGGCUAGUAAGUAGCAGAACGGGAGCCGAGCUCCCGAUCGUCACCCCUCCCAGCUCAGCCAGUCCAGUGUGUGGCCGUCCUUGGUGGCCCAGGCAUGGAUGUGUCCUUGCCCUUGAGGUUGGUCCGUAUUGUUUGAGUCAAAACUUCAUCACAUUUUGGAGUUCCCGUUGUGGCUCACUGGGUAAAGGACCUGACCUAGUCUCCAUGAGGAUUCAGGUUCAGUCCCUGGCUUGCAUAAUGGGUUAAGGAUGUGGUGUUACCACAAGCAGUGGCAUAGGUUGUAGAUGCAGCUCAGAGCCUGCAUUGCUGUGGCUGCGGUGGAGGCCGGCAGGCAGAGCUCUGAUUCAGUGCUUAGCCUGGGAAUUUCAAUUUGCUGAAGGUGCGGCAGUAAAAGGAGAAAAAAAAAUAAAAACUUCAUCACGUUUCUAAUUGACAUCUCGGUGCUCCAGCUCACAUCCUAAGAUAAAUCCCCAUCCUAUGUCCCUAUUUUUUCUGAUAAAAAUCAAAAAAUAUUUUUAGCUACAACAAGACCCAGGCCACAGGGCUCCCGAUGACACCCAUGCUGGUGUUCAAGUCUUUGAAUCUUUAUGCAGCUUUCAGAGAAUAAAUCCAAAUUAUGCGCCUCUUUCUCAGCAGCACCCAUCUGAGAUUAUAAAGUAUACUGCAGUUGCAGUUUGAGACAAAAAAUGAUGUUUUUAGCAUGUAGAGCCGUCCUCCUGGCUAAGUCUCUUAUGACUUUCAUGUGCCAAUGUCACUUCCUUAAAGGAUCUAUGCGUUUAUUGUAGCUAGGAAACUAUGUAUCUAUAUAUCUAUAGAUAUAUAGAGGUAUACACGGUAGGUGAAGAAUUGUCUUUUUUAACUAAAUAUUUUUCCAUCUCAAGUUUAAAGAAUUGCUUGAUUAAUUAGGCCUUCAUUUUAAAAUAAUGCUUUCAUCACUGCACAGAAUUACUUCCUUUGUCUUAUUCCUGAAGCUAAUUAGCAUGGAGUAAUUACUCUGCUAUGAAUAUAGGCAAUUAAAAAAAAAUAAACUUAGCUCUUCGAAUAGGGGGGCAGAAAAAUGAACCAUGGGACUCAGAAAGUGUCUCUAGAAGCUGAAGUAGGUGCUAUCUGUCCGAUUCUGGCUUGGAAUUUGCCCUUGCCAGCCCUAGAAAGAUCAGGGUGGAAGGUGUGCCAUGUCUUGAGAAUGUGGCCCUGGAGGAAGGUUCUGGAUCAGCUGCAGGGAGAGGCUAAUGUUAAGGGCAGGUCACAGUCGUCCCACCCCAUCCUUCCUGUAACGCACGGUCUGCUGGCCGCUGUUCGAGCACCGACCUUGUGAGUUCAUGACCUGCUCCCCUCGCUCCCCGCCACCCCUCCUGUUAGCACUGUUUCUUGCUUCGCCCUGUCAAUCCCCUGCCUUGCAGACCCAAGCAGCUGAAAAGGCCUGACCCUCCCGGAGCCAGCUUCAACUAGGUGGGCACGCCCAUCGCUCUAGGGCCGUCCUGCAGACCCCGACCAAAGACCCCCUCCUCGGCUACCCAUGGUCUAGGUCCCAAAGAGAGAAACUGCCUGCUCUUCCCUCCUGGGGGAUUUGGGAGCCUGGCAGCAUUAGCAGGAGCCCGCCCUCAGGGAACACUGGACUCUGCAAACAGGCUGGGACCCCGAGAAGGGUGUGAGCGGCCUCCUGGCCUGACCCCCCCUGAGUCCUCAGGCCCCUCCCUCCCCUUAAGCUGGGGGUGGACAGAGGUGAGGUAGACAGUUGCUGUCCUCCUUCCCAGGUGUGAAAUGGGCUGCAAGGUCAAGGUCUAGAACAGGGCAAGGGAGAGACCCAGAGCCUCCAGCAGGGGCCGGCGCUGCUCGUUGAGCCCGUGGUCUUCCUGUCCAGCCUGACACCCAGUGGCCCUUUGGGCCAGGUGAGCCUCUCCUCUCUCACCCCCACCUCUUCUUCCCUCACAGGCCAGGUCCCCCCUAAUGCCCUCUGAACACUGUUUCUUUGUGAGUCUUCCUGCCCUUUGGGGCAGCCAGCAGGUGCAUCCAGGGCCCCUGGGGUGGGCCACCUCUUGGCAACUUCAUGUUGCCAAGUCAUUCUCAUAGGAACUUCCAGAAAUUUUUGAAAACGCUCUCGGGGCAGUGCUUGGGCAGCAGGAACUGCAUCACCCUCCAUCCAUGCCUGGACCCAACGUGCUGCUUCUGGCCCCUGCCCUCCCCAUGUGGAUUCUCCCAGAGCGCCCAGGGCACCCCACCAGCUGUGAGCCCUACGCUCUGCAACUGGUCAUGCGAGCCCUCUCCAGGCCUUCUGGAAGCAUACCGAAAGGGCCUCUCCAGCCUGGGUAAAUCUCCCCCACUGUCUCAGCCAUGGCCGUGGUAGAACAAGAGGGUCUUUGCCUGGGCCCAUCCCACAAGGCGAAGGACGGGGGUGGGACACAGGCUUUGUUACCUGUCUCGUGGGAGGCCCCUUUGCCUUGUCACAGAGAACCCUUCCCCAAAGGGCAGUCAUGAGGGUGCAGGUUUUUACAAGACGUUGCGCUGGCUUCUUAGUAGGGAAAACUAGAUUGGGCGCUAGUGCUUAACCUCGGGCUUAGUAGCCAAUGGUCAGUAUCCAAAGUCACCUGCUGCCCAACCUCAAGGAAGUGGUACCUACCGGAAAUCGGGAGGAGAGGUGCUUUUCUCCCAUCCUGCCCCCCCAGGAGGAGUUCUUUCCAUCCCAACAGGGCAGCCAAUUAUUUUAUGGGGAUUUUUUUAAAUAGUCUAACUGGUCAAUCACAAAGGGCUGCCUGAUUCCAUUGGUUUCUGCUAAACCCUCACAUGCUGCUGGGGGCCGGGCUCAGUAUCAUCUUCUACCCCCAUGUCUCUAAGGCCUUCCGUCGCCUCCUGUGGGGUCAGUGUCCAUUCACCAGGGUCUAGUAUCGUCCACACACUUCAUCACAGGAGCCAAGUACGUUCCCUCUUCUGGUCUGAAAAACCCUUGCUGCCUGAACACUGGGAUACAGAACCGGGGCCACAGGAAGUGGCUCUGACAGAAACACCCCCUGUAGCCAUCUGAGCAAGCCCAUAAGUCCUUGCUUAUGUGGCCUUUCCACCUGUUAGAUUUAUGGGUCUGGGAUGGGCUGUCUCUUGGUUAAAAGCCCUCUGACCCAUAUGGGCUUCCCCACCCCUAACCUCAUCGUUGCCAGAAUUCAAACAGUUGCCUUUUAUGCAACACGUUGGUUGGGGCUUUUCCGCAGCCGAAGCCAACAAAGCCCUUGAUCCUGGACAGACUAUGUACCUCCCACCCUACUGCUGGAAAACAAGGUUUUUUUUUUAACGAUCGGAAGUAUGUGCAGCUCUUGGUUUCAGGUCGCGUGGUUUGGUGUGACCAGCCUUUGUGUAUAAAUGAGAGUCCCAGUCAACAGAGCCCUCCCUGCUCCCGCUCCAGAAUUUCCAAGGAGGGACUUCCCAAGUAUUCAGACGGACACACAGCGCCCUUUCAAUGGAAAGAGCCAGGCCUUUCCUCUCACUGAAAAUGGCUGGGAUGGGAGCCAGGCAGCCCUGUUUUUCUAAAUCGGAUGUUCUGGUGGGUUUUCCCUGGCCACUGGGACAUUCCUGCCCUCACCUCCAGAGGGGCCCUUCUGAGCUGUCCAAACACAACCUGGCACUUCCUCCACUUGGCUUGGACCAGGGAUAGCUGGGGACCCAGUGGCCAGAGUCAUGGCUGGGCCUCUGUGGCCCGCUCUUGGGGAGUCUCCUCCAAGGGCUGCUAGUCUGGGAGGCUGAGUGUCCAGGUCAGAGCACAAGCCCCCCUGGUUGGGUCCCCCCUGUAUGUGUCUCCCAUCCAGCCUGCUAGCCCAGAGCAGUCGCUGGGUAUCUGAACACAAAGAGAGCCUUGAUCACCUAGAGAGGAAAGAGGGCUGCCAGCAAAGAUGGAGCCCAGCCGUGCGCAGACACGGGCACUGCCAAGGAAAGAGCCGAGCAGACUGGGCACACUGGGCACAGUUUCCUCGGGACCAUGCGAUCUUCCUGGGGCCCAGCCAUGACCUACAAAGAGCAGGUAGAUAGAACCAGAGCACUCUCAUGCUCAGAAAACCUCCGUAGAAUCAACCAGAACCAAAAACCUCUGGGCUGGUUACAUGUCACUGGAGUCCCGUGAGAUAAUUCUGGCACGUGGGCUGAAUGCUGCCAUCUUUGUUCAUCUUCUCGAAUGGGCAAAGCAGGAGCAAUGAAUUGAAAAGUUGUAAAUAAUAAAUAUAUUUAUCCCGCUAUUUAUUUUUUCAAUAACUGUGACCUCCUGCACUGUGAAUGCUCUGUGAUAUGAGAUUCUUAGUUUCAUAAAACUGUCAUUAAAUUUGAAUGACUUGAUCUUAUUGGUUACGAAACACUGGCAUGAGUUUUAUUCUUAUUGUGAAGAAAAAUCUAGAAUAAAUAUGAACUAAAUCUUUAUAAGCAAUCUAGCAGUCAGUAUUGUCAUGCAAUAUAUGAAAAUCUGUACACUGUCAAUAAAAUAAAUGAACACCAGUUGUCUUUCCCUGAAGAGAGCUUCCAGUCAUGUUUUAAGAGACAUGGACAUAUUUGUAUUUUUUUUUGAAAGAAAUCUUUACACUGGAAUAACAGCCAUUGAUUGAAGCCAUUUCUAUUUGCAUAUUGAGAAAAAAAUAAACUUCAAAAAGGAUGAGGGUUGGAGCUUUUUAAUUAUAAUGAUUGGUAAUGAAUAAAACAAAGCAGAAAUCUCA
Messenger RNA from Sus scrofa (pig), 9288 nucleotides. It is a transcript of the gene SLC24A4, whose product is annotated as solute carrier family 24 member 4. Lineage: Eukaryota; Metazoa; Chordata; Mammalia; Artiodactyla; Suidae. Gene Ontology annotation, biological process: calcium ion transmembrane transport; intracellular calcium ion homeostasis; sensory perception of smell. Gene Ontology annotation, molecular function: calcium, potassium:sodium antiporter activity; calcium channel activity. Gene Ontology annotation, cellular component: plasma membrane. The record is from RefSeq and is a predicted model, not a curated record.